This is a messenger RNA of Protopolystoma xenopodis, 695 nucleotides long. The record is from the annotation of a GenBank genome assembly. Lineage: Eukaryota; Metazoa; Platyhelminthes; Monogenea; Polystomatidea; Polystomatidae.
GCUUACACCCAAGUGCUACGCUCGGCGGCUCUUCCAUUUCUCCGUCCACCUGGACACGUCGAAUAGGUGGUUCCAAAAUGAACAUUUUCCGACUCCUUGGCGAUGUUUCUCAUUUCUUUGCUAUUAUUAUCCUUCUACUUAAAAUAUGGAAAACUCGGUCAUGUGCAGGUCUUUCGGGCAAGAGUCAGAUCGCGUUUGCGCUCGUCUUUACCUCUCGCUACCUAGAUUUAUUCACGUCAUUUAUCUCAAUAUAUAACACGCUUGCAAAGAUUGUCUUUAUAGUUUCGUCAUUUUCUACCAUAUAUUUGAUAUAUUUCAAAUUCAAAGCAACCUACGAUGGAAACCACGAUACAUUUCGUACGGAAUUUCUUAUUCUACCCUGUGUGCUCCUCUCGUUAAUAGCAAAUCAUGAGUUCGCUCUUAUGGAGAUCCUAUGGACCUUUUCCAUCUACUUAGAAUCUGUGGCCAUAUUGCCCCAACUUUUUAUGAUUUCAAAAACAGGGGAAUCAGAAUCCAUAACAUCGCACUACUUAUUUGCCCUCGGUCUUUAUAGGGGCCUCUAUAUAUUAAAUUGGAUCUAUCGUUACGUGCUGGAGGACUUCUUCGAUUUGAUAGCCGUUGUUGCUGGUGUGGUACAGACUCUACUCUACUGUGACUUUUUCUAUCUAUAUGUAACAAGAGGUAAGAUUAAUUGA